GAGUCACCCAGUGACUGUCUCCUUCUGCCCCAAGCGCUGACUGGGGGGGACCUCAUCUACAGCUUUCCCAGGGGCCCCGGGCCCCCAUCCUGUACAUCCAGGUUCUUACAAAAAUAUCCAGUUUCCUGGGGGGGAGCCGACUGUAAGAAGAUUUUUGGCCCCCGGAUACCGGAUUCUGAUUUCUGAGGUGGGAAAUGUUGGUUGUGUCGUGAGUUUUUGACGCAUACAAGUCAGAAAUCUCCAUAAAACUAAGUGGAAUUACACACCCACCUCUGGCUUUAGGUGCAGAGCCCCCCUCAUUGGCAGGACGAAGAGACGUUGGGAGAAGGACGUCCCCCCAUGGGUCUGAGCGGCGCCGCAUUGUGGUGGCUUCUUCUAUUGUUCUUCCUAUCGGUCCAUCCAGCAAACACAGCGGUGCAAUCCCAGCAGGAGUGCCGGCCUGACUGCCCCCCUUUCAGCCACUGCUCGGGGCACAAUGGGACCCCCCACUGUCACUGUGACUUGGGAUUUUACUUCGAUCCAGUGUUUGGCUGUGUUAUAGCCAGAACAUUCCCGGCCCGGGUCUCCCUCUCAGCCCUGAUGUGGGACCCCAACAACCUCUCGGCCGAGCCCAACGUGAGCGCCCAGUUUCAGGGAAUCCUGGGAAACAUAGAGGGAUAUCUCUCUACAUCUGUAUCCAUGGAGCACUGGGAUGGCGGCAGUCACGUGACAGUCCUGCAUCACUUUUCCACCUUCUCUGCAGUCACGGAGCAGAUGCUGAAUGAGACAGUCUCGCUGUGCCCGGGGCAGGAUGGGGGCUGCGCUGUGCCCCUCCCGGGGGGCUCCUACAAGGUUCUGAGUCUCUGUGACUUUGCCCCGUGUGACCCUCUCUCCAGCCUCCCCCAGUGCCACCGCGGCUUGGUGACCUGCCCCUGCCGACUGGGGUACUAUAAGUUCAGCUCGGGGGACCGGGCGUGUACAGUAUGUACCAGUGGGUUCCGUUGGGAAGACAGCAGCUGCCAGAGGUGUCCCUUUGGGUUUACGGGAUUUAAUUGUGAUGAACCCUUCCUGCUGAGCCUCGUGGUGCAAAGUGGCCUCUUGUGCCUCCUAGUGGCUGCCUGUGUAUCCCUCCUCAUUCUGUACUCCAGAAGGAAGAAGUCCCAGAGGCCCAAACUCUUUGAUAUUGGGGUGCCAGGUCUCCCCUCCGACCAGCGAGUCCUCUCAUUGCCCAGAGCCCAGUUCUCCUGGAGAAGAGACUGGAAGUGGGAUGAGCCAGCGGGCAAUGCCCUCGGAGAGACAGGAGAGUCGGACCACAUUCCAGAACCUUCAGAUAUUCAGCUAAAAACCUUCCACACCCCGAGAUCCACGGUGUCCGACGUGUGUCUGGGGAGCCACAACCUGGGGUUCAUCGGCGACUGUGACCCUAAAGCUCCAGGGGCAGAAUGAAAGCCACACCCCCCUGCUCAGUUCCUAUUUGGUGAUCUGAUUCUGCUGGAUAAUGGAACCUCCAAUCCUUGAUACGUUUGCCCUGGGCACAGUUUGCACUGCAUGCUGGGAUAUGAAACCCACCACAGAUCUGCCGAGACCCCCGGGGUAAUGAAGGAGACAUGGUGGAAUCCACAAAAACGUUGGAAAGGAAAAGUGGAAUAAAAUGUUGUUUGUGCGCCUU
Molecule: messenger RNA, 1648 nt
Organism: Xenopus tropicalis (tropical clawed frog)
Lineage: Eukaryota; Metazoa; Chordata; Amphibia; Anura; Pipidae
Product: protein HEG homolog 1-like
Exons: 13
Coding region: 340-1425 (361 amino acids)
Cellular component (GO): plasma membrane
Source: RefSeq, a predicted model, not a curated record